AUGUUGCUGUGGUCUGUAUGGACUACGAUAUUGCUACUGACCCCGCUGUAUGCUGCAGAGGAGGCGGAUGAUGUCCGAGCAGGCUGCAGCACAGCAGUAAAUGACCUAGUCUACAUUGUUGAUGGCUCAUGGAGUGUUGGCGUCCAUGACUUCGAGAUAGCCAAGCAGUGGCUUAUCAACAUCACCAGCCAGUUUGAUAUCAGUCCCCACUACACACAGGUGGCUGUGAUCCAGUACAGUGACACUCCUCGUCUGGAGUUUCCUCUGGGGAAGAAACAGGGUGAAUCAGACCUCAUCCAGGCAUUACGAAGCAUCACCUAUCUGGGAGGAAACACACAGACGGGCAGAGCCAUCAAGUUUGCUGUGGACCAUGUCUUUCCCUCUUCCCAGCGAGUCAGCCAAGUUAAGAACCGCAUUGCUGUGGUGGUCACUGAUGGCAAAUCUCAGGAUGACGUGGUGGAUGCCAGUGUGGAGGCACGAGCUGAGGGCAUUACAUUAUUUGCUGUUGGAGUUGGCAGUGAGAUCACCACCUCGGAGCUGGUAUCCAUCGCCAACAGACCAUCCUCCACCUAUGUCCUGUAUGCUCAAGAUUACACCAACAUUGACCGUAUCAGGGACUCUAUGGAGCAGAAACUCUGUGAAGAGUCUGUGUGUCCAACGCGAAUCCCGGUGGCAUCUCGGGAUGAGAAAGGCUUUGAGCUGAUGGUGGGCAUGAACAUUCAGAAGAAGGCCAAGAAGAUAACUGGCUCCCUGGUGUCUGAGGCAGCCUUCUCCCUUACUGCCUCCACAGACAUUACUGAGAAUACCAGGGACAUUUUCCCAGAAGGCCUUCCUCCAUCCUAUGUAUUCGUUGCCACCCUACGUCUAAAGCGGUCUUCUAGCAAAUUGACCUUUGACCUCUGGAGGGUGCUGUCUAAGGAUAAGGAGAUCCAAGCUGCAGUGACACUGGGUGAAAAAGACAAAAGUGUCACUUUCACAACCACUAGUAUAACAAACACCAACCAGAAAGUCAUCUUUAAAAGCAACCUUGAGAGUCUGUUUGAUGGAAAAUGGCAUCAGCUCAAACUCAUAGUGAGGCCUCACCAGGUCACCAGUUUUCUUGAUGAUCAAAUGAUCCAGGAAGUAAUGUUGGAGCCAGUGGAGCCCAUUUAUAUCAAUGGGGAGACACAGGUGGCUAAGAGGCGAGGAACAGACAUCACAGUGCCUGUGGACAUUCAGAAGCUGCGUCUGUACUGUGAUCCUCAUCAGAGUGAGAGAGAGACAGCUUGUGAGAUCUACUCUGUGGAUGAUGAAAGGUGUUCUCUGAAUCGAACAGUCUCAGAGGAAGAGGAAGACUGCAACUGUGCAGUUGGACCACCAGGGCAGCGUGGCCUGCCAGGACGCAUGGGUUUCCGAGGGGAAAAAGGGAGGGAAGGACCACCAGGACCUGAUGGUAAGCCUGGUAAAAAUGGGAAAUCUGGUGAAUCUGGCCCUCCUGGAUUACCAGGCGAGAAGGGUGAAAAUGGCCUAGCAGGACCAAAAGGGGAGCCUGGUCUUAAAGGAGAUAAGGGAGAAAGAGGGGAGCCAGGUUUGCUGGGAGAACCAGGACCCCCAGGACCCAAGGGCCUUCCUGGUGAGGGGGGCGAGCCAGGACCUCCAGGAGAAGCUGGAUCAUUGGGGGAGCCAGGACUACCGGGCAUCAGAGGACUGGCUGGGACACCAGGAAGAAAGGGAGCCACUGGAGAUCCUGGGCCGACUGGUGCUGCUGGUGCUCAAGGUGCUCCGGGAGAGCAAGGGUUGCCGGGGCUGCAAGGACCACCUGGAACAAAUGGAACACUGGGGCCCCCAGGGCCGCCCGGAGAGAUCGGCCGAGAUGGUCCCAAGGGAAAGUGUGGCGAUCCAGGGGGAGCUGGUGCUCUUGGUCCACCAGGACAAAAGGGAUCAGCAGGAGAGCCAGGUUUUCCAGGGCUUCCGGGUUCCAUGGGGCUUCCGGGGUUCAAAGGCCAUAAGGGGGAGCUGGGAGAGACAGGCUCCAAAGGAAACCAGGGAGAACGCGGCAGAGAUGGAGAAUCAGGGACUCCUGGUAUACCUGGCGAAGUGGGACCCAGGGGAAGGAACGGAGAGAAAGGAUUGACAGGGGAUGUGGGGCCCAGGGGACCUGAUGGAAAGAAAGGAGACAUGGGCCACAUGGGUCAUAUGGGUGCUGUUGGUCCCAGGGGAUUUCCAGGCCAGGAUGGAUUGCCAGGCCAACCAGGCCAACCAGGAUAUCCUGGGAAGCCUGCCAAGCCUCCCUCAGAUGAACAUCUUCUAAAGCUCUGCUCUGAUGUUCUGCGUAACCAACUCCCAGCAUUGCUUCAGUCCUUGGCCCCCCCAUCUAGAUGUGAACCCUGCCACAGCAUGAAGGGGCCUCCAGGUACGCCAGGAGCACCAGGAACCAAAGGCUCCAUGGGAAUUCCAGGCUACCCUGGCAGGAGUGGUGCUCAAGGUUACCCAGGACCUCCUGGAAUGCAGGGCUCCUCAGGCCUUAAAGGUGACAUGGGACCAAGAGGGCUCAAAGGCAGCAAAGGAGAAGGUCACACUGGACCUCCAGGACCACCUGGACAGGCAGGGGUUCAGGGUCGUCGUGGCUUCGAUGGAAUCGGCCAUCCAGGCAACGAGGGAAUUCCUGGGAAACCGGGGCCCCCAGGUGAACCUGGUAAACGGGGCAACCCGGGGGUUCCAGGGAUUUGUGACAUCUCCAUGUGCUAUCAGACCUACAACCUCAGGGAACAUUACAGCAAAGGUCCUAAUGUCUGAUGACAUUGGGUGGCAGUGUGGAGGGGCUGCUAUUGGUUAAACACCCACGUGUU
Molecule: messenger RNA, 2828 nt
Organism: Scomber japonicus (chub mackerel)
Lineage: Eukaryota; Metazoa; Chordata; Actinopteri; Scombriformes; Scombridae
Product: collagen alpha-1(XXI) chain-like
Exons: 31
Coding region: 1-2775 (924 amino acids)
Source: RefSeq, a predicted model, not a curated record